Coregonus clupeaformis (lake whitefish) is the source of this 3831-nucleotide messenger RNA. RefSeq names its product WD repeat domain 45B (gene wdr45b). The coding region runs from base 267 to 1331 and encodes 354 amino acids. Gene Ontology annotation, biological process: protein lipidation; protein localization to phagophore assembly site; autophagy of mitochondrion. NCBI's taxonomy places the organism in Eukaryota, Metazoa, Chordata, Actinopteri, Salmoniformes, Salmonidae. Gene Ontology annotation, molecular function: phosphatidylinositol-3,5-bisphosphate binding; phosphatidylinositol-3-phosphate binding; protein binding. The record is from RefSeq and is a predicted model, not a curated record. The transcript is spliced from 11 exons. Gene Ontology annotation, cellular component: cytosol; extrinsic component of membrane; phagophore assembly site membrane.
UGAAUUUAGCUGACUGCUAUCGCAUUGGUGUCUAUGGAGAGCCACCCCACUACGCAGACAACGGUAAACGGCCUGAGUGACCUAUCUUCAUUUAUCCACCAUCUUUGCUGAAACUCCCAAUCAAUCGAUCGCUCGGUGCUCUUUUGAGCGUCCUGGAUGAACCAAAAGCUGUGUUGUUUUUCCUGACUGUCUGUGGCACAGGAGAAAUGGUAGCUAGCAUUCUGUGAAAAUUCGGCUAACGUACGACUGAUUAUCUGAUCGAAAUAAUGAAUUUACUGCCAUCAAAUGCACAUGGGAACGGACUCCUGUACGCGGGAUUCAACCAGGAUCAUGGAUGCUUUGCUUGUGGAAUGGAGAAUGGGUUUCGAGUGUACAACACAGACCCACUCAAAGAGAAAGAAAAACAAGGGACACAGCAUUGUGACAGCGAGAGCCAAGAGUUCAUGGAGGGCGGGGUCGGGCAUGUGGAGAUGCUGUUCAGGUGUAACUACCUAGCGCUGGUCGGAGGAGGGAAAAAGCCCAAAUACCCACCUAACAAAGUGAUGAUCUGGGAUGACCUGAAGAAAAAGACGGUUAUAGAAAUUGAGUUCUCCACGGAAGUCAAAGCAGUGAAGCUUCGAAGGGACAGGAUCGUGGUGGUCCUGGACUCGAUGAUCAAAGUGUUCACGUUCACCCACAACCCUCAUCAGCUGCAUGUGUUUGAGACCUGCUACAACCCCAAAGGUCUGUGUGUGCUGUGUCCCAACAGUAACAAUUCUCUACUGGCGUUCCCGGGGACCCACUCUGGGCACGUGCAGAUUGUAGACCUUGCCAACACAGAGAAGCCUCCAGUGGACAUCCCCGCCCACGAGGGGGCGCUGUGCUGCAUCGCCCUCAACCUGCAGGGAACCAGGAUAGCCACGGCCUCCGAGAAAGGGACCCUGAUCAGAAUAUUUGACACCAUGGCAGGCCACCUGAUUCAGGAGUUGAGGCGAGGGUCACAGGCUGCUAACAUCUACUGCAUCAAUUUCAACCAGGAUGCGUCCCUCAUCUGUGUGUCUAGUGACCACGGUACAGUCCACAUAUUCGCUGCAGAGGACCCCAAGAGGAACAAACAGUCCAGCUUAGCCUCAGCCAGUUUCCUUCCUAAGUACUUCAGCUCCAAGUGGAGCUUCUCCAAGUUCCAGGUUCCAUCAAACUCGCCGUGUGUGUGUGCCUUCGGAACAGAACCCAACUCUGUCAUAGCCAUUUGUGCUGAUGGCAGCUACUACAAGUUCCUGUUCAACCAGAAGGGGGAGUGUUCCCGAGACGUCUACGCACAGUUCCUGGAGAUGACAGACGAGAAGGUCUGACCUUUCACCCUACCACCUCCAGCAAACGGACAGACGUGUGCAUGGCGGGUGUGUUUAUUUUCUGGAGGAUGAGGGGAUGGACUGGAGGAAAAGAUGAUGUCUCUGCUCACCAAGUGCUGAUGGACUCUACAUGGAGGAGCGUCAGAGGGAAGGAGAGAGAGACACCGUCUCGGAAACAACAGAGGAAGGAAGGAGAGAGGGAAAGAAAGAAAGAUGGACCAAGAGAAAUGGGGACUGCGUGCCCCCUCUGACAAAACCUACUUAAAGACUGUCCCUGUACAACUAGACAACUACAGAAAGACAGACAGAGGGACGAGAAAAGACUCUAAUGGAUGUCACCUGGGCCUCCUUGUCCUGCUACUCCGAGAACAAAAGAGGGAAACUUGCUUUUUAAAGAUGUCUUCCGUAAAAUGUACGAUGAUCGGUUGGUUAUUUUUUAAAGGCGUAUAGCGUUGAUUCUAAUAGGUAGAUGCAUAGAAAACAAAUCUUGUCAACUAACACCACCUAACCUAACUAUAGGGAGUGCCUCUGAGCUGAAUCGAGAGUGGAGUGUGUGAAUAUACUCACAUAUAUACAUAUAUGUGUGUGUGUGUAUAUAUGUACAAAUUGCAUGGGUGGGAUUUCACAAGGUAAGGCCAUUGAGUUGGCCAGAUAACUUUGAAAAACACUUUGAAAGAAAUAUUUCUUAAUCAAUCUUCGUACAGUUGAAGAAUUGUUUCAGUUUAAAAGUUCCUAUUUUUAUAUGAACUUGAUAUUCCAGGCUUUCAGAGUAUUUACAGUGGUUAUCUGGUUAACCUCAGCGAUUCCUCUUGGUGAAACCCCACCCUGGUAGAGCUAGGUUUAGCUUUUACUCACUGUAUAAACACAAUGAAUACGCCAGACUGAACAUAUGUAACUUACUGCAUAGACUGUACAGAAUAGAAGAACACAUUUUUUGAUCAAUAUCUUAUUGUUUCACUCUUCCUGCCCAUUUCAUGUUGCUGUGUAGGUAUGUAUGUAGGUAUGUAUGUGCAAUAUUCUUUACAGUAUGAGUCUCCAUGAGGAUGAGGUGAAUUAGUUAGAACCCCUAGUUAGUACCUAUAAGCCAAACCAAGAACCAAAAGCACUGAUUUCGGGCUAGAUUCAAUCCGAUUGCCCCUAUUCGGCUAUGGACCUUUUAAAAGCAAGGUUUCCGUGUUCGCAGAGACUGCAUUCACGGUAAACGCUGCAUAUGUCGGCUCACUCGGAAAUGAAUGUCAAUCACACUAUAACGCAGCUCUUCCACGGUCCGGAUUGAAUUUAGGCCCAAGUACUUUGAUUAGGAUCAAAACUCAAUGUAAAGAUCAAACUCAGAAACUUGAUCAGUCUCCAAGGAGAUGAAUAACAUGCAUCUUCUUAAGGGAUACAGACAGACGAGCCUAAUUUGUUCAGGUUUAUCAUACAUCCGUUCAUGAAUUAAUACAACCGUUUUCCCAGAGCCUUCCCAGUCAAACGUAAAAAUGUAUGCACACAUGACUAAGUCGCUUUGGAUAAAAGCGUAUGCUAAAUGGCAUAUUAUAUUAUUAUUAUUGUGUGAACUGAUUGACUAUACUGCCAUGAUCACAGUGAAUUGAAAAUACAGUUUCCACCACCCCCAUUGCUUACAUAAAAAAAUAUGCUUUCAAGAUUACGGGCUCUAUUCAAUCCGAUCCGCUUUAGCCGACAUCCGCAUAGUGGUUGUUUGGGCGGUGUCAGAGGUGGAACUGCCAUUAUACUUAAAGCGGACAUUAACAUUGGCUGCAUGGUUUAAAAGUUCUAACACUGUAAUGUGAGAUGUACGCCUCGAUUAGGAUGAUAGAAAUCCUCAUUAUUUCAUUUUCAAUUUGAGCAUAUAUAGCCUACACUUUCUCGUUCUGAAGUUCUAACGUGAAUGGAGCAGUGGGCUUCGUGACAAUGUUCGUAAGAGCAGCUGCUCACUGAUUUGAUGGCUCCAACUCAGUUCCACCUAUGACACCGCCAAAACAUCCGCUAUGCGGGUGUCUGCUGUUGACGCUUGAUCUGAUUGAAUCUAGGCCUAAAUUUAAGUCUGAGUGACACAUUCUAACUGAAUUAAACCAAAAUCCACCUUCUUGUGUGACAACGUUACCCAUUCCUUUCUGGUGAGGUUUAGUUGGCUGAUGUAGUUUGCCCAUGAAGAGAACUCUUCUGCUUGUUCACUAGGGGCAGCUUGAGCAAACUUCUGCAUAAAUUAUCUAAUCUACAAAACAUUUAAAUGUGUGGAUCUACAUGCUUUAGAGCCCAUCUUAUGUUUGUCACAGCAUCGGAUCUAGUAGCUUAUUGGGUCAUGUGUAUGACCUUACACUGCAGUACUAUAAUGUAUUCUUCUGUGUCAUUUGUCCUGUUACAUCUUAAUGGGAACCACUGAAUGCAUUUCAUUUGUUGCUUCCUGCUCUGAUUGUGCAAGUGGAAUUCACUCACUACAUGAUUGUAAAAUCCUGCAUUUAAAAUUGUGAAUAAAACGUCAGGUAGUGUAGGUAACUUA